GAUUUAAAGCAUAACAUAACCCCUGGUCAGAGCCUGACUCCACCCACUGGCAAUAUUUGAAAAAUGCAAGAAAGUGGGCAGACCCCAGUGGAGAUAGAGGGGACGAACUGAGCUCGUACCAAGUGUGCGGUAAGAUCGUAACAAGGGCGAGGUGAGCUUGAACCUGCUUACGUCACAAGUUAUUUUUUGGACCCAACAUCUAAUAGGAAAAUUCAACUGCAGUAGCCACCGUUCAACCUGAAGAGGGCAGCACUCCGACGUUUUUACACCAUAUUGUAGUAUUGAAACACUUUAUAUCCAAAUGUCAAAAAACUUACUAAAAUCAAUGAACAGCACUAAUAAAGCAUCAUUCUUACAGAUCAUUCAGUAAAAAAGUUGGUUUAGGGUUUAGUUUGUCUUUAAAGUUUAAACAGAGAGAUUUUUUUCGUUAUGCAGAUUUUCUACUUGCUCGCUCAAUAACUGAUUUUUUUUUACCUGAUUAAAGUUACAGAUUGCAGCUUUAACACUGUUUUAUCAGGAAAUUAGUACACAGUCCAAAUAUUUACAAGAAAAAAAUUUUUUAUGUGGAGUUGAACUUGAUCCCUUUUCUUGUGCGUGUGCAGAAAGUGUGUUGGUCGUGUAAUGGUUCUGGAACUCGUAUGUCUAAUGACCAGUGCAUAACCUGCAGGGGCCUUGGUCGAGAGAACUGUAAUUCAUGUAACGGCCACGGCUCUCGUGAGUGUGAAACAUGUCGUGGGAAGAGACAGAUGCUAGUCUUCAUCAAUCUUACUGUUAAAUGGACCACUGAAAAAGAUGAUUUUGUAGCACAACAAUCGAGUGGUCUGAGAGUGAAAAACCUUGAAAGUGUCUCAGGGAAGCAGCUGUUUCAAAAUGCCCAAUACAUGCUGUAUCCGGUUAUGGGUUUUCCUGAUGCUUCUGUCGCACAAGCUUCUGAACGUUUAGUACGAGAACAUCAGGCUAAAUACGUCCAAAACUCCCGCAUAUUACAACAGAGACAGACAAUAGAGCUCAUUCCCAUUACCAAAGUGAACUACAUGUGGAAAGGAAAAUCCCAUUUUUAUUUUGUGUAUGGAAAUGAGUUUCAAGUGAGCGUUGAUGAUUACCCAGCCACCUGCUGCUGCUCUGUGAUGUAACACAACAAAUAUCAUCUGAUAUAACCCUACACAUUUAUAUACACCAAAAAAUACCGUUCACACAACCACUACUGUGUAUACAGCAACAUUGAUUUAUUUCAUCUGAGUUUGUUUUUAAGCAGCCUGUGUUUGUGUAUUGUCUGAAAUGAUAAAAUUCUGACUUGAAAGUACAGACAUACAUUUGUGUUGCAUUUAAUUUCUUAUUUUCUUAUAACUGUUACUCAAAUGUUUAUAUACUGUAUAUGUUAUAUAUUCAUUCCGUUUUUUAUUUUGACCAAUAAAUCUAUUGUACAAUAUUUUUAACCUUCACAAGGAUGCAUUUCCAAGGGUUGCCAUCUUAAGGUUGUAAACAUUACAGGUCAAUGUUGUAAAGCAGUACAUUUCAACCGUUAUGUGUAAUGGUAUAAAAAACACCUGCUAAAUUUGUAUCUAGUCAUUAAAACAACUAAGAUUCAUCAAAACUCUACUCAUUUUAAUGUAUCAUCACUUCUAUGUGUAACAAUUUUUGAAUAGCCAGCUGGAUCUUUUAGGUCAGCCAGACGAAAAAGUGUCAGAACUGACCAUGAUUUAUGAAAGAGAGGCUUGUUUAAUCUGCUGCAAUGUUAAUCACAAUGUAUUUGUAACAUUUAGUUAUUAACAAUUACAUUAUGAAGUCAUUUAAAACUGAAAUUUAAUCCAGUUGAACUUGGUAGUCCUAAUAAACCUAUAAUUUUGAUACAGGCUCAUACUGUUAAGGUAAAACUUUCUCAGUGAAUGCAUUUAUUACCAAUAUAUUGAACCAUACUGUAAAAAUGCAGCAUUUUUGUCAACAUCUUACUAUGAAAAACGGUAAUAAAAAUGCUUUAAAAUUAAAA
Molecule: messenger RNA, 1987 nt
Organism: Paramisgurnus dabryanus
Lineage: Eukaryota; Metazoa; Chordata; Actinopteri; Cypriniformes; Cobitidae
Source: RefSeq, a predicted model, not a curated record